This is a messenger RNA of Parastagonospora nodorum SN15, 1119 nucleotides long. RefSeq lists its product as hypothetical. The record is from RefSeq and is a predicted model, not a curated record. NCBI's taxonomy places the organism in Eukaryota, Fungi, Ascomycota, Dothideomycetes, Pleosporales, Phaeosphaeriaceae. Gene Ontology annotation, molecular function: molecular adaptor activity; protein binding. Gene Ontology annotation, cellular component: TRC complex; membrane. The coding region runs from base 1 to 1119 and encodes 372 amino acids. The transcript is spliced from 3 exons. Gene Ontology annotation, biological process: post-translational protein targeting to endoplasmic reticulum membrane.
AUGAAAGACGACUUGCCUGCGACCCCCCAAUCCAAGAAGCGCCUUGCGCUCGCGAUCCUCGACUUCCUCCAGACUUCACAGACAGACGGCUCCGUAGCACCAGAUGACGCUGAGCAGCUAGAAGUUGCCGCCAACUGCAUUGCCGAAGCUUUCCAGGUCGACCUCGCAGACGAAGCCGCGAAGAAGGAUGCGUUGGGUGGCCAAAACCUACUCGCCAUCUACAACGUAUACGAGAAGCUCAAGGGCAAGACGACUGCCUCAACUGAGGGAAGCUCGUCAGCAUCAGAGGCACGGCCAGCAACGCCACAGACACCAGCAAAGGAUGCUUCAGGUCCCGGCGGACCAAACAAGGAUGAGGCUGAGCGACUGAAGGGAUUGGGUAACGAGGCGAUGAAGAAGAAGGACUACGACAGUGCCAUCAAGCACUACACCGCGGCCCUCGACAUCGUCCCCUUGAACCCCAUCUACCUCUCCAACCGCGCCGCCGCCUACUCGGGCCAGAACAAGCACCAGCUCGCAAAGGAGGACGCCGAGAUGGCCGUCGCCGCGGACCCCAACUACUCCAAGGCGUGGUCGCGCCUAGGCCUGGCCAACUACGUACUCGGUGAUGCGAAGGGCGCGAUGGAGGCAUACAAGAAGGGCAUGGAUGCUGAGGGCGGCGGCUCGGAGGUCAUGCGCAAGGGAUACGAGACGGCGAAGAAGAAGGUCGAAGAAGAGGGCGGUGAUGUUGGUGCGCCAGACGCGCCACGAGGUGGCCCAGGUGGUGGUGGUAUGCCGGACCUGUCAUCGCUGGCGUCCAUGCUCGGCGGAGGAGGUGGUGGUGGUGGUGGCGGCGGCGGCAUGCCAGAUCUUGCUGGACUGAUGCAGAACCCCAUGAUGAGGCAAAUGGCGCAGAACCUCAUGAGCAACCCGGACAUGAUGUCCAACCUCAUGAACAAUCCUCAGCUCGCAAACAUGGCCAGCCAGUUCGCUGGGCGCGGGGGUGCUGGAGGUCAGGGAGGUGGCGGCGGCGGUAUGCCAGAUAUUGCCAGCCUGAUGAACGACCCGAACAUCGCCGACAUGGCACGAAACUUCAUGGGAGGCGCCGGACGUGGUGCCGGAGGAGGCGCACCACAAUAA